This is a messenger RNA of Suillus bovinus, 1531 nucleotides long. RefSeq lists its product as uncharacterized. The record is from RefSeq and is a predicted model, not a curated record. Bases 448 to 1365 code for a protein of 305 amino acids. The transcript is spliced from 15 exons. Lineage: Eukaryota; Fungi; Basidiomycota; Agaricomycetes; Boletales; Suillaceae.
ACGAUGGCAGGCAGCUAAGGUGAACCUGCUUCUACCUGCUCAAGAGUCUCGGCGAUGGGUGCAUUAAGCUUGAAGUCUCCAUCAUAUGCCACACACAAGUACUUGUUGCGCUAAUCAAAGUGAUGCUUCCCGUAGACACUCUGCGUGCCAUCGGCGCUCUGCAUCGUCCUUCGUCUUCUCACCGGUUCUCUGAGGUCGGGCCUGCCGGCCCGCCACCACAUGUAUACCACUGUUAAUGCAGUUCGGUUACCGCUAUUAGGUAUUCGAAGGACUGUAAUUACGUAUGUCGCUCAAAGAGUCUUUCCUCGGAGUUCCAGGUUCCAACGCUUGUGGGGAGAGUCAAUACUACUUAACAGUGACUCGAAGAAAUUCUCCCCAACACGCCGACCUUGAUGGGACGACUGUCUAAUUCCUUCUUCAGCCUACUACAGAAGAUCUCAGCUCAACAUGACUCGGAGUGACUCUUUUUCCGAUUCCGUUGGUUUUCAAACUGUUGCAUAUACUGCAGUGGCAUCUAUAACAGUUUUACUUUUUGACUUCAUCAUCACUUUCGACUCGGAGGUUCGUUGGACAUGGGGAAGAGGGUGGGGAACAACGAGGAUAAUCUUCGUCGUUUCUCGCUAUUCACCGUUUGUAGGCCUUGUUAUGACCGUAUACUACUCGGUCGGGUCCGUCCAUGGAGGAAUUCCCAAUCAUGGGACAUUCACUGCUGUAUAUGAUGUCAUCCGCUGGUUGGGUAUAGCUGCUGCUGAGCUCCUGCUUGUGAUAAGGACAUAUGUGAUUUGGGAGUGUAACAAAAGGUUCUUGGUUUUGACAUUGAUUCUUACCACGGCUGUUUCAAUAGCGGUGCUGGUAAUCUCAGACGUUGGUGCAAGCAAAUCCAGAGAUUCGACUGGCGUAUUUGUGGAAGGGCAGAGCUCCAGCAUAGUUUAUGGUUUGUUGAUGUUGGUCGAGCUUGUGCUGAUGACGCUGACACUGUACAAACACUUCAAAUAUUUCCGAAUGGAACAUAGUCCGUUGGUGACUGCUUUAUGUCGGGAUGGCAUAAUUUCCAUACUUUGUAUCACUCUGGUCUCGACGGCCAAUUGCAUUUCCAUCAUUUUACUACCUCCAUCCUACAGUGCACUCCUUGCUGGCCCACAGCUAGUCGCGCAUAGCGUUCUCGCCUCACGCCUCCUGUUCAAUUUGCGAGAAAUGUCCGAAUUGCAGAAUGCUGUGAUCGACGAGACUAUCCUGGAAGCGGUUUCUCAACCCAUAGCGUUUCAAAUCCCACCUUGCACGCACCAGAGCUGUAGGAUUUUACAAACCGCUAGUCCGAUGUCUACACAAUCUUGUUUUAUUGACGAUAAUCAUAUGCUAUUGUGAGGUCAUUAAUGUAGUCAAUUCGAUGGUUUAUCCAUGCAGUAUAUAUCGAGUAAGCAUUCAAGUUGUCCUGGAAUAUGUUAUGGCAUCAGCGCGUCGUCUGUAAAUUAUAAUGACAUGUACGAGGGAAGCAUAUGGUACAGCUGAAGCAUUUGGUCAAGUAUGGUUC